AUGAAUGUAAUGUUUGCAGACGAGGAGAAAGCUCUUUCCGCGAGCACUGCCAAGACCGUUGGAACUCUGGACGUGACGAUAACGGUGGGCGAUGAAGGAGAAGGCGACAAUGACAAUGACAACGACAACGACAAUGACUCUAUAUCGAUCUAUAGCGACGAAGCCAGUCUGGACAGCGCGGCUCUUUUCGCGGCCGACGAAGACGAGAUUUCCAAGAAUCAAAAUUUGGCAGACAAACUUCCUGCCAACGAAGGCGACGAGUGGCUAGAAGAAGGAAUCGUUGAAGCGUCCAAACUCAUUCAUGGAAUCAUCGCUCUUCUCUGUCUGGGAGCUCUCGUCAUUACAGCUGUCACUCUUUACUCGGCCAGAGGCAGAGCCAACCAAGAGUACGAAAUCGCGUUUGAAGAUGUAAGCAAGGACAUUCUAGAUGUCACCAGAGAACGAUCUCAAAGCAUUCAAAGUAUACUCAGAAGCCUCAGUCGGACCAUCACCACUGCUUCCAUGCAAAACCAAAACCAAAACCAACAUCCUACCAGAUGGCCCUUUUACACACUGGAAUCCCUCCGGGACGUCGCUCAAGACUUUAUACAACUAGACAAUGCUUCACUCAUAUACUCGCCAUUGGUAUCCGACCUGGACAGACCCGCAUGGGAAUACUACGCUGUACACAACCAACACAAAGUCACACUAAACAAAAACUAUCCAUACCAAAUACCUCCAUACAUUUACAACCGAGACAAUCACACUGCAGACAUUGCACACAAUGGCACGGGGCCAUUCUCACCCGCGUGGCACAUACUGCCACUGCCUGAUUCGUACCAAACCACUUCCAGAGUCAACUACAAUAUACUUUCCAAUAACAGACUCAAACACAUCAUUGAAGCAUCCUACAAAUCAAAACAAGUGGUGACCUCAGAACUACAAUUCACAUCAGAACUUGUUGGAGAACGAUUGUGGCAAUCCGGUGGAAAACUCCAAGCACAACGACCACAAUCACUCAUUGUGCAACCCGUAUUUGACUCAUUCAAUCAAUCCACAAGACAAAUCGUGGCACACGUGUUCGCAACCGUUCCAUGGGAUAUACACUUCCUUGACAUUAUAAUACCCGAAACACAGUCCAGGGCAAGUGUUUUUCUCGUACUAACAAACUCAUGUGGAAACGAAUAUACAUACUUUGCCGAUCAAACCGGAGUCACAUUGCUCGGGGAAGGAGAUCGACAUAUACCAGAGUACGAAGACAUUGGACAGCAGUACGUACUCUCGUCCUUCGGAGGAUACAAUGCACCCGACAAUCUACAUAUUGACAACCGCACACAAAUGGGCGCUGCUUGGACGUGUAGCUUGACACUCUCCGUAUAUCCAACGGGAAGAAUGAAGUGGUACUACAGCUCCGAUACCACCGUCACGCACUUGCUAGCUCUCGUCUUUUUUGUAUUUGUACUCGUGGGAGCCCUCACGCUCACACACCAUCGAGUGACGGACGCACAUCAACGAGAUACACAAGCACAGGCAAAACGAUCCAAAGCCAUCAUCGCAUCAUUAUUCCCAGAAGCUGUGCGAGAAAAACUCUUCGACGUCGAAGGGGAAGUCAACGUCGACAAACUCGGACUCUUCAACUCAGAGGUACAAAAAGCGGUCAAAUCACCGGGAGGAGACAACCCAGAAAUUGAAGAUCUAUGGGGGAAACGAGACAAAUACGCCGACUUGUACCCCAAUUGUACCGUCUGUAUUGCGGACAUUUCGGGGUUUUCGGCUUGGAGUGCUUCCAGAGAUCCAUCCGAAAUCUUCACGUUGCUCGAGGCUGUCUUUAGUACCUUUGAUAAAAUCGCAACCAGAAGAGGCGCCUACAAAGUGGAAACCGUGGGGGAUACAUAUAUUGCAGCAGCGGGCCUGCCCAAACAACGCGAUGACCAUGCUACAGUCAUGGCUCAUUUUGCCCGCGACGCAUUGGAUGAGUUCAUUGAGGUCAGCAAUAAGCUAGAGGUGACGCUAGGCCCGGAUACAUCUGACUUGGGGGUACGCUUGGCAUUGGCUUCGGGGCCAGUCUUGGCUGGGGUUGUGCGUGGGGAGCGUGCAAGGUUCCAGAUUUUUGGAAUGACAGUAUCACGAUGCGCCGAGCUCGAACAAGAGGGCCAAGCUGAUAGGAUUCAUAUUUCCAAAGAAACCGCAGAUCUCAUCAGAGAUGCUGGGCACGGAGCCUGGGUUCGGCAUCGUAGUAGACAUGGCAACACUGACGUGGAUUCUGAAACUUAUUGGUUGUUGCCAAAGCGAUCUCUGGGGUUCUUUCAAUCCAAAGCUUCCACCUUUCGCAAUUCAUUGGUGGACGGCAGCAGUGCCACGUUCCAUACUCGGCGCUCCAACACAGCUCCAGCCCCAGCCGACAACAGGAUCUUUGAAGCGAGCAUGUCUGAAUUACAUCGCGUGCCGAUCACAGAACUUUUGGACGCCAGUAACUCAACACUGUCCAAGAAAAAUACCAACACCAAGGCAUCCACACGCGGGAGAAGGAUGUCUGCGACAUUGCUCAGUCCGGCGGCACGCCGGUCUCAGUCUUCCGCCGACAAAGUCGAACGCCUCGUCUUUUGGAAUUCCGAAGCCUUGCUUCAGGUUCUGCGAUUGGUGGUUGGAAAGCGCGAAGCAAGCAAGAAGCCGCGCCUUCGAAUGGACGAAAUAUCAAAGCUGGAAGAAGAGCUCGGCACCACCAGAUCUGUGAUUUCCGAGUUUCAAGAACCUAUUGAAAUGCCUUGCCAUAACAACGGCAAAGGUUAUUCCGAAGUGGAGCUGGGAACGAAAAUCGAAAGUCAAAUGUUUGAUUUUGUUACAAUCAUAUCCACGCUUUAUCGUCGUACCAACCCCUAUUCCAAUUUUGAGCGAGCCAGUCAUGUCACAAUGACAAUGCAAAAGCUGCUACCAAGAUUAGCGGACCCUAACAAUGGUUCGAUUCGUUCAACUCAAAGAGCAACGGGCACCGAUAGGAUAAGGAACCAUCCCUUGACUCAAUUUGCUCUCAUGCUGGCCACAUUAAUCUGCGACGUGGACCAUAGAGGCGUGUCGAACCAAGACCUCAGCAGGGAAAAUGCUUUCAUGGCAGAUCUUUACAAUCAUCGUAGUGUGAACCAGCAGAAUGCACUCGAAAUGUCAUGGCAAGCUCUGAUGGAUCCAAGCUUCCGCGACCUUCGGCGAUGCAUCUAUUCAAAUGAAGCCGAAAUACGCCACUUUCGUUCGGUUCUUGCGCACGCUGUGCUGGCAACGGAUUUGAUGGGAGGCCAAGAAGACAUGCAGCGACACUGGAAGGAAGCAUUCGAAAUAGCCGGUGUCGCAACCAAUGACUCUGUUAUGCAGUACCGAGUUACUGCUGUCAUCGAGCACAUAAUGCAGCUCGUGAGUUUGUCGGAAUACACGCAACAUUGGCACGUAUAUUGCAAAUGGUCACAGAAGCGUUUCUUGGAGAAGUACAUGGCCUUUCGUGAAGGCCGUACACAAGAAAACCCAGCAGACGGUUGGUACCAAGCCGAGUUGGACAAGUUUGAAUCCCAAGUGAUUCCUUUGGCCAGAAAAUUGCAGGAUUCCGAAGUGUUUGGCACUUGGAACAGUGACUAUCUGCGAUGUGCUUUGUCCAACAGAAAAGAGUGGGAAGCAAAAGGAAAAGAGAUUCUAGGCCUCGUCAUCCAAAAGUACAGCAUGGAGUACCAAAGUAACCAGCUAGGUGAGAGCUCCGUUGGUUUGAGCAUGGACAACAGCAGAAGCAACCAUCAGAGAGAGAUCUCGGAGAGUUUUACGCAAGAGCGGAGACGAGGAGGACGCAUUAUGGACUUUAACGGAAGGGGAUCGAUGGGCCGUCACCGUAACGCUCCUCAAGUGAUGAGAGCGUCCACUGGGGCGCAGCCCCGAAACGAACAUUCGAGGAAGACGGAGGUGCGCAAUGAGAGCGCACCUGAUCGUACUGCACAAGGACAAAACGAUCAUCUGGCAAAGCAACAUCCGUUGCAGUUGAACUAUUCCAGUGACAGUCCAAAGUCGCCAGCCACGAUGAUGAAGCAAAGCGGUUUCCUGUCUCUACUGGUGUUUUGGCACCUAAUCUUUGCCAGCGUCGUUAGUGCCAGCGAUGAUGUUGCCGACGAGAACAAACUCGACUUUAUGCGGCUUCCUCCCCCGAAAGAAGAAGUCGUCGAAGACACUAGCAGUAUGGAUCACAUUGACGGGUGGACGGAGCCUGGCCAGCUUCGACGAAGAGCCCAAGCUGAUAGCUUUUUCCCCGCGGACGACCCGUACUGGAAUCCAUUUGGAGUAAUGGAGCGAAAGAGAUGUGUCCCUUUUGAAAACUUGCGCGAUGACCAGAAGACGAACGCACUCGUAGAUCAAGAUUGCGUGACAGGAGGGGGUCAGUGCGGAGGGGGCGGAUCUUGUUGCAGAGCAUAUUUCUGGCUCCGAUGCGAUGGUGAUAGCUCGUUUGCUUAUGUCCCCUGCGUGUGCGCCUCCAAUACGUGGCCAUCAGAAGCGUGGACUCGAGCUCCCACUCCCACGAUUCCCACCCCCUUUCCUACCCCGUUUCCAUCCCCAAUGCCCACUCCCAACCCGACAUUUCCGCCUACAGAACCUCCUACAAUGUUGUCCGCCACACCGGGCCCCACUCCAGCAGCAGCAGCUCCAGGAAAUACCACUCGUUGGUAG
This is a messenger RNA of Seminavis robusta, 4671 nucleotides long. Lineage: Eukaryota; Bacillariophyta; Bacillariophyceae; Naviculales; Naviculaceae. The record is from the annotation of a GenBank genome assembly.